AUGGGUCUGUCUUUACAGAACCUGGGGUUGUCCCUAUUGGUCCUGAUCGCUUUCUCCGGUCAGGCAUACGCAUUUGGCGCUGGCAACAUCGCCUCUCUUUCCCGCCUUGAAGGUCAAAACUGGCGUCAUGGGGAUAUUGAGGAUGCCCUUCUGACUCUCUUCAUGGCGAGAGUCGCCGGUGGUAAGAAAUUCGGUAAGCUGGACGUGAAGCGGGUCUACUUCGGUAAUUGGUUGCGUGAUUAUAGCCAAGCUGUCGAUGUGGGCACCGUCAAGUAUGUUAGUGCUGAAGCUAUUCGUAUCCUGCUCUGGGUGCUGGGCUUCAUGAGCUUUGGAUACGGAACCGGGGAGUUUGAGGUUACCACGGAACGCCUUGGAUGUUAUCAACCCACAGAACAUAUCGAUAACCCCUUGGGAUACGCCACUGGCGAGGAUGCCCGUGACUACGAUCGUCGACUGCGUGGCCCUAUCGAUGAAGAGCGAGAGCUUUCAGUGGAUCCCCGAACCGAGGAUGUGGGUAUUGAUACCUCGGCUGGGUUGAUUCGUCGUGUGCUCGGCCGCUCCAUUCAGAUGGGUCGGCGUUACGGCCAAUCUGGGAACAAGGAAGACCUAUACGAAGCUCUACGACUGCUGGGCACUGGAUUACACUGCCUGGAAGAUUACGCUGCUCACUCUAACUACACUGAACUCAGCCUGAUUGAAAUGGGAGAGACAGAGGUCUUCCCUCACGUCGGACGCAACACCAAACUGCAAGUUAGAGGUGUCAAUGACGAAGUCUACCCAAUCGUGACCGGAACCUUUGGCGGAGUUGAUUUCUUCCAUUCCGUACUAGGAGAGUUGUCCGAUAAGACAAUGCAGUCUGAAAUUGAGGGCUUGGAAAAUGUCGUCGCCAACUCGGAGAACCAGGAUUCCUCUGAGAGUUUCUUGCAGACCCUGCUGAGCAAGAUUCCCGAUGGACUGCUUGGUGACAGCAACGACCAGACCGGCCAGAUGGAUGACUUCAAAUCAAAGGCAGACGAAGCCAAGCAUGACGGUGAUAACGUCAACCCUCGUGAACCUGAAGAUUGGGCUAUCUACCUGGACAAUGUUCAGAAGCAGAUCUACCCAGUCCUCGAGUGGCAUGACAACCUGCUAAAACAAAUCAAUGAGGCCAUCGAAAAGAUCCCGGUCUUGCCCGAACUGAUUGAGCAAAUCCAGGAUCAAAUCACCAUUUUUGUCUUCUCUAUCCUGGCUCCCUAUGUCCUUCCCAUUAUCAAGCAGGUCAAGUCCGAGCUCGAGACCGGUUCAUCCGAAGUGAUCCAGAGCAGCCGGGAGCAGCAGCACGUUGUCUUUAACGAUGAUGACUGCUCAAAUCCGACUCACUCAAUGCUCUCAAAAGACCACUUCUCAAACAUCCUGAAUGAACCAGCUGGUCGUAUUGCGUCAGCUGUUGUUAAAUGGUCGGUUCCUCAGCUCAUGUCAUGCUGGGAUGAUGAGAAUAUCGAUAUCGACCGAACCCUUGACAGAAUCAUCUCUGGUGUUUUCCACCACCCCGCCCUUCGUGAGUCUGGACGUGAUGGAGCUGUCGACAUGCGCCAAAUCAUGUUCUCCACUGUGGAGAAGUGGUGGAGCGAAAAGGAUGAUGAGGAGCGUGACAUCCUCCGCGAGCAGCUGAGCCGCGAUGGUGUCCUUGAAGGCAGGAACCACAAAGAUGGCGUGCAGGAUUGUGGACACGGAUGUGGCAAGCCCAUCGCUCUUCCCAAGUCUCACGGCAGCUCUGGAGAAGGCCAAGGGUCCGGUGGCUCUGGUAAGUCUGAUAUUGAAAACCUCGCCUCCGAGGCUCUGGGAGGAGGCGCAUUUGGUGGUAUACUCGGUGGCCUUGUAGGAGGCAUGGGCUCUAUGCUUCUCAACGAUAGCGGCUCAAAGCCUGGCCGGGAUAGCCCAGAGCCUCAGAACUAUGACAGCGGGAAUUCUUACCAGAGUCGACCCCAAUAUGAGAGCCAGCAGUAUGGAGGGGACUCUCGCCCGAGUGGAUAUGGACAACCAAGUGAACCAAGCUACGGAGGCUACGGUCAGCCCCCAGUUCAUCGCGAAGAAUACCGUCCUCGUCCCGGCGGAUAUGAAUAUCAAAGUGAAACUGUCUAUGAACAGCCACCUGUGCGUCGCGAUGAGUAUUCUGGUUACGCACCCCCAGCGGAGAACUUCCGCCGUGAGGAGCACCACCGCCAAUACCAGUCAGAAAGCCAGAGUUACUAUCAGGAGCAGACACGGGAGACCUACCAAAGUGGUCAAUCUGAAUAUCAACGUACCGAGACACAGUAUGGAUACGGAGGCCCGCCUCGUCAGGAAUAUGGACAGGAGUCCUCUGGAUAUGGUAGACAGCAACCUGGGUACAAUGAAUAUGAGAAUUCUGGCUAUAGGCCCCAGGAAGGAUAUGGCCAGCGGGAGAGCGGUGAUGGAUACCGCCCCGAGCGACAAUAUGAGGGCGAGGAGCGCCCCAGGUACCGCUCGGGCUCUCACAGUGGAGGCAGCGAUGAUGAGGAACGUUCUCACCGACACCACCGACACCACCAUCACCAUCACCAUGAACGGUCUGGUUCGGAAUCGAAUUAG
Penicillium griseofulvum is the source of this 2589-nucleotide messenger RNA. Its product is annotated as Het-C domain-containing protein. Lineage: Eukaryota; Fungi; Ascomycota; Eurotiomycetes; Eurotiales; Aspergillaceae. Bases 1 to 2589 code for a protein of 862 amino acids. The transcript has 4 exons. The record is from RefSeq and is a predicted model, not a curated record.